This is a messenger RNA of Melampsora larici-populina 98AG31, 2429 nucleotides long. RefSeq names its product tripeptidyl peptidase. NCBI's taxonomy places the organism in Eukaryota, Fungi, Basidiomycota, Pucciniomycetes, Pucciniales, Melampsoraceae. Gene Ontology annotation, molecular function: tripeptidyl-peptidase activity; serine-type endopeptidase activity. The coding region runs from base 199 to 2091 and encodes 630 amino acids. The transcript has 11 exons. Gene Ontology annotation, biological process: proteolysis. The record is from RefSeq and is a predicted model, not a curated record.
GUCCCACAUUUAUCUAUAGCUGCUAUUUUCCUAGCCUAAAAAGCGAAGCGUAUGCCUGGCAUUUUUUCCAGAACCGAUUUUUUUUGUCCGUCAACUCAGUUUACAAGCCAAGUAACCUCAACUCAUAUAUUGAAUCCCGGUAUUCUAUCAUUCAUCUGUCUCCUUAUCGGACCUUUAUAAUAUCAAUAUAAUAUCAAUAUGAGGGAUUGGGUCGGGACUCUAUCACUCCUGCUUGUGUUGACUUGUUUGAGUACUGCGAGAGCGGUCCAUUCUUCAAGGGAGUUUUAUUGGCAUCAACGGCAGGUCUUGUUUGAGACGCAUCGAGCGCCGAGUACCUUCACCAAGCUUUCCGCCCGGCCUCCACAAGACCACAAGAUAGACCUCCGAUUUGCGCUGAAGACUCGAUUGGAAGGCGCCAUUGAUGAGCUCCUCGGAAGGAUCUCGGACCCUUCGCACUCUUCUUAUCUUGAUUAUUUAACCGAUGAUCAGUCCAAUAAGCUAAGCAAACCGGAUGACGACGCGAUAGCUACAGUAUCGGACUGGUUAAGGAGCCACGAAAUCCAACGACAUAGAAUACAAUGGAGUAAAAUGAAAGACUGGGUCACUGUGACAGAUGUGCCUUUGCCACAAGUCGAAUACAUGUUAGAUACGAGUUACUCUAUCUUUCAGCAUCUUGACGGAGAUCAGAUUAUUCGGACAGAAAGCUUUAGUCUCCCUCAUAACUUGCAUAGGCAUAUUGACGUUGUCCAGCCUACUACGAUGUUCGGCCGUUUGAAAAAGCAGCGCAGUAGGGUAAGGGUAGCAGAGGAGUUAUCUCAAGACGAAUCAUCUCUCCUCAACACAACAAUGACCAAAAACUGUACCAAUCCUGAUGUUGUCACAAAUGACUGUUUGAGAAAACUAUACCAGACCUUUGAUUAUGAACCAAAGGCUAUCCAAAUGGGAAAUCGUAUCGGAAUCACCGGAUUUCUGGGCGAGGCUGCAAAUUUCAACGACACUCAGAGGUUCCUCGCCCUCCAAAGACCAGACCAAAAGGGACAUACUUUUGAGGUGGUAUCAGUCAAUGGUGGUGAGAAUCCACAGACCUUGAGCCCCGACCAGAUUUCUCGAAAAACUGGUAUUGAGGCCAACUUAGAUACUCAAACCGUCUUGGGCUUCACUUCCCCUACUCCGAAUGUAUUUUGGACUGUUGGUGGGAGUCCUCCCUUCCAGCCAGACCGUACGAGCUCUGUCAACACCAACGAGCCUUAUCUUGCAUGGCUAGAAUAUAUCCUUUCCUUGAAUAACUCUGAAAUUCCUCGAGUAAUUUCUACUUCUUACGGUGACGAUGAGCAGACUGUCCCUCUGUCAUACGCUCGAAAGGUUUGUCAUGGAUUUGCCCAGCUGGGGGCUCGCGGAGUCUCGGUCAUAUUUUCUUCUGGUGAUGACGGUGUUGGUAAAGAUGGCCGUUGCGUAACAAAUGAUGGCUUAGAGCGUAAAGCAUUUACACCUAUAUUUCCUGCAAGUUGUCCUUACGUCACGUCUGUGGGGGCUACGGAGAAUUUUGAGCCUGAAGUCGCGGUUUCCAAGGAGGGCCCUGGUGGAUUUAGCAGCGGGGGUGGAUUCUCCAAUUACUUCCCAAGACCGAAGUGGCAAAAAUCUGUAGUGAAGAACUACUUUUUAUCGCUUGGGAGCACACACUCUGGUUUAUACAAUGUUACGGGUCGUGGAUAUCCAGACGUUUCCGCGCAAGGAGCAAAAUAUGUGAUCGCCUGGCAGGGAAGAUUCGUGAGAGUCGGGGGUACAUCUGCAUCUGCCCCUACAUUUGCGUCAGUUAUCAGCUUAUUGAACGACUAUAGUCUGUCUCGUGGUGGUCGCUCUCUUGGCUAUUUAAAUCCCUGGCUUUACUCAGUGGGCUUUCGUGGACUGAAUGACAUCACAUCUGGUAGUUCCAGUGGGUGUGACACGAAAGGAUUCGCUGCUCGGGAGGGGUGGGAUCCGGUCACGGGACUGGGGACACCCAACUUCAAGAAAUUGCAAACUUUAGUAAAAGUUUCCCACACGUCUUUUGAUCUCGGGGUUUCAAUCGAUGAUGAGAACCUCGUGCAGUGAUUUGAAAGCUCUCCUAAUUCCGAUCUUACCUUCGAAAUUUCUUUAAUUACAUUUUUAGACUCACCACAUUGUUAUCUCCAAUAACCAAAUUUUCUCGAAUGUGUGACCAGAUGGACAUUAUCAACACACUUUUCACUCCUUACAUCUUAAUCUGACUAUCUGAUAUAUUUGUCUCACACUGCGAACAGUUGCUUGAUCUUUGUUGACCAGAAUACAAGGAGGUCUCUACUGAAUGUGUACUUUGUUCAACUUCUAUAAUCCCGAAAGCCAUUUCUUCUGACGCGGAGGAGUGUCCGAAGUGAGGAAUUCCUUCAUAGUCAGACCGGACGAUUUUAUUU